Molecule: messenger RNA, 3252 nt
Organism: Medicago truncatula (barrel medic)
Lineage: Eukaryota; Viridiplantae; Streptophyta; Magnoliopsida; Fabales; Fabaceae
Product: C2 and GRAM domain-containing protein At5g50170
Exons: 9
Coding region: 55-3099 (1014 amino acids)
Source: RefSeq, a predicted model, not a curated record
CACCGUUUUCUCUUCUCCAAUCCAACAUGCCAUACCGCUUUUGCUUUAUAAACUAUGUUGAACAAGUUAUAUGUCUGUGUAUUAGAAGCCAAAGACUUACCCGUGAAAAAUUCUCGUGUGAAGCUUAAACUUGGAAAGUUUAAAUACAAGACAAGGAUAUUGAAAAACACGUUCAAUCCCAUUUGGAACGAGGAGUUUGUUUUUAAGGUGAAGGAUAUUGCUGAGGAUGUGCUUGUUGUCAAUGUUGUUAAUCAUAGUGAUCAAUCAAAGGUAGUGGAUUUUGUUGGUGAGGUACGGAUUCCGGUUGGUUCGGUUGGUUUUGAGGAUAAUAAGCAAAUAUUGCCACCCACUUGGUUCGAGCUUCAAUGUUCUAACAAGAACGGCAAAUUUUUCAACAAAUUUUGUGGGAAGAUUCUCCUUACAAUUUCUCUUCAUUAUAAGGACCAUGUUUCUUUUAUGAAUCAUAAGCAUUCUCCAAACUCAACUGCUUCAAUUAAGGACUCAACAGAAUCUGAACGUCUUCACAUUUCAUCUCAUCAAUCUUUUCAUAAAAAUCGUAAAAUGGGUGAAGGCAAACAUUUGUUGAAGGCUAUCGCUGAUCGCUUAGAAAGGAUUUUACAUAAGAAAGAACGAAACUCAAAACCCGUGGAUUGUUCAGAAACAUCAAAUUCAUUGUCUGAUUACGAAGAUAGUGUUCAAGAAAAUUCACCCCCUUGUAGUUUUGAAGAAGGCAUUGCACUAAUGCAGUCAAGAGAUAACCAACCAGAAAGUCCUGAAAAUUUGCAGGGUGGUAUUUUAGUAGAUAAGAUUUAUGAAGUAUCUCCAUACAAUCUUAAUGUAGUUCUUUUCGUGCCGGAUUCACAGUUUAGGAAAGAUUUAGCAGAACAACAAGGGACAACAAAUUUGCAAGAAGGGGCUUGGUCCUGGAAAGAUGAAGAUAUGUCUUGUUUGACUCGAGUCGUCAACUAUACAAAAGCUGCUUCAAAAUUGGUUAAAGCUCUCAAUACCACUGAGGAACAAACCUAUAUUAGAGCGACUAAAGAUGAAUUUGAUGUACUUGUUAGUGUAUGCACCCCUGAGGUUCCUUAUGGGAAUUCAUUUCGGGUCGAAAUUCUUUACAAGAUAAUGCCUGGCGAAGAUGUGUCUUGUGUAAAGGAAUCCUCACAUCUUGUGAUAACGUGGGGAAUGGUUUUCCUACAAAGCACAAUGAUGAAAGGUGUGAUAGAGAAUGGGGCUAAACAAGGUUUGAAGGAGAGUUUUGAUCAGUUUGCUAACCUACUUGCUCAGAGGUUCAAGGUGCUAGAUAAGGAGGAUUUGAUAAACAAAGAACAUUUGUUGGCAACUUUGCAGACAGAGAGCCAGUGGAAUUGGUGGCAGGCAAUUACAUACUUCUGGAAUUUCACAGUAGUUUCCACAUUUUUUAUGUGUUUAUAUGUGUUGCUGCAUAUUUUAAGGUGUGGUCCAAGUCAACCUCGGGGAUUGGAAUUUAGAGGGAUCGAACUGCCAGAUAGCUUAGGAGAACUAGUAACAAGUGGAAUUUUAGUUAUCCAGUUGGAGCGUGUUUAUCAUAUGGUAUCUCAUUUUGUGCAAGCUAGAUUUCAAAUGGGAACUGACCAUGGCAUGAAAGCACAUGGUGAUGGAUGGGUUGUUACUGUAGCUUUAAUUGAGGGUGUUGACCUAGUCUCAUUGGAGUCAACAGGGUUGUCAGAUCCUUAUGUGGUUUUCACCUGUAAUGGACAAACAAGGUCAAGCUCUGUCAAGCUUGAGACAUCAGAUCCUCAAUGGAAUGAGAUAUUAGAGUUUGAUGCUAUGGAAGAACCACCAUCAGUUUUGUAUGUGGAAGUUUUUGAUUUUGACGGUCCAUUUGACCAGGAUGUUUCACUUGGACAUGCUGAGAUCAAUUUCCUAAAGCAUACAUCCACAGAAUUGGCAGACAUGUGGGUCGUGCUUGAAGGAAAACUCGCCCAAUCUGCUCAAUCGAAAUUGCAUUUGAGAAUUUUCUUGGACAAUAACAAAGGAGUUGCAAUUAUCAAGGAUUACUUGGAGAAGAAGGAAAAGGAAGUAGGAAAAAAGUUCAAUCUUCCAUCACCUCAAAGGAAUUCUACAUUCCAGAAAUUGUUUGGGUUGCCACCAGAAGAAUUUCUAAUCAAUGAUUUCACAUGUUCCCUGAAGAGAAAAUUGCAUUUACAGGGUCGGCUAUUUCUUUCUGCAAGGGUUCUGGGAUUUUAUGCAAAUUUGUUUGGACAUAAAACAAAAUUUUUCUUCCUUUGGGAAGAUAUUGAUAACAUUCAAGUGCUUCCUCCAUCAUUAGCAUCAUUAGGAAGCCCUACAUUGGCCGUAAUUCUUCGAAGAGGACGAGGUAUCGAUGCAAGGCACGGUGCCAAGACGCAAGAUGAAGAAGGAAGGCUUAGGUUUCAUUUUCAGUCAUUUGUUUCAUUCGGUUCUGCCUCCAGAACGAUAAUGGCAUUGUGGAGAGCAAGAAUACUGAACCCCUAUCAGAAAGAACAAAUUACAGAAGAGCAUGAAGAUCAGGAGGUCUUGGUAAUGCCUGAAGACUCUGGAUCUAUCCUAGAAGAUGAGGCAAAAAUGUCCAGGAUUUACUCUGCUGAACUACCAAUUAAGAUAAGAUCAAUGAUGGGAAUUUUUGAUGGAGGAAACAUAGAGCAUAAGAUUAUGAAAAGAACCGGUUGUAUGGACUAUGACACUACACCUUGGGAACCAGUAAAACCUGAUGUACUCGAAAGGCAUGUUACGUACCAAUUUAACCGGCAUGUGUCAGUUUUUGAUGUUACAAGCACACAACAAAAAUAUCCAAAUACAAACACUGAAGGAUGGAUUGUGAAUGAAGUUAUGAUCCUCAAUGGUGUUCCAUUUUCCGAUCACUUUCGUAUUCAUUUUAGGUACGAAAUUGAGAAAUCGGCUCUUGGUGAAUGUGCUUGCAAGUGUGAUGUAUACAUUGGCAUUAUGUGGCUUAGGAGCUCUAAGUUUCAGAAAAGGAUCAAUAGGAACAUAACAUCCAAGUUUAAAAUUCGACUGGAAGAAAUAUUUGAACUACUGCAGAAAGAGAUUUUAUUGAUGUCUCAUAAAUCGAAUGUGUAAAGGAUAAAUGUAUACGGGUUAAUACUUGUUAUUUGAUUUGGUCAUGUAUAAUGUGGGAGCUGCUUGUUUUGCUUCUCUGAUGAAACAUUUUGAUACAAUAUGCUAUAUUUGGUACUUAAUUGUUUUAAAUCUUAUUAUUGUUUGAGCCGAGUA